GCCAAUCUGUGUGUAUGGUCGGUAUGGUCUACAAAAAGAGGAUAUAGCAGAGUGGUCACUGUACUCUCGAGCCUUUUUCGAUAGUAUUCUUUGCUUGCAAACCACCGGGGGGUGGGGAAACUGCUGCGUCAAUCUAAGCGGUUAUUCAACUGCCGGUUAGGAAACCCACAUUGGAUGUGUCUUUCUUUCCCAGCGGUUGCUUCCAUUUCGAAAUCUAGGACAUCAACAUCCAACUUUAUUCAAGAAUUAGGAGGAUGAGGAGGAGUAGGAGGCUGUUUGACAGGAAAAGCCCACUGGUUUUUUCGUCGGAUUAGGGAGUUGGUGGAAUCUCCGUGGAUUUGAUUGAUGGUGGGAAGAAUUUCAGUUUGUGGUGAUUCUUUUUAAUUUGGAGAAUCGGAGAGGGAAAGAAUGGAACCCCCGAGGGGGGUGUGGGCUUCUCUUUGGAACUUCAUCCGUUUCUUGCCUUUCUUCAUUGGCCUUCUUCUUCUGGGCUUCAUUAAAGGUAUAAUUAUGUUCCCGGUGAUAUUUCUCAUCUUGACAGUGGGGAUCUCUGCCGUAAUACUUGGCCUUUGGCCAGUUCACUGUUUUUACACAUAUUAUUGCAUUUUGAGCACGAAACAAUUUGGUCCUUUCCUGAAGCUCAUACUUUGCAUUUCUAUUCCUGUCAUCUUAAUAUCAUGGCCGCCAGUCGGAAUUGUCUGUGCUGUAAUUGGUGGGGCUGCAUAUGGCGUGCUUGCACCAAUAUUCGCCACUUUCCAGGCAGUAGAGGAAGGGAAGACAGACAAAUUCUAUCAUUGUAUAUGUGAUGGAACUUUGAGCUCUGUCAAAGGAAGCUUCACUAUCAUUAGGGACUUUUUGGAUGUUUCUUAUCAUUCGUAUCUUUCAAUUAUGACUGAUCUGCGCCUCCAGGAGGGAAAGUAUUAUGAGAUUAGAUUGUUGUAUGUUCCCUUAGCUUUGGUAGCCAGCAUAUUGGGUGCUAUGGUUGAUUUUCCUGUGAUCUCUCUCAUUGCCAUUUGUAAGGCCCCGUACAUGCUUUUUAAGGGUUGGCAUCGCUUGUUUCACGACUGCAUUGGACGCGAAGGCCCAUUCUUGGAGACUAUAUGUGUCCCAUUUGCAGGUCUGGCAAUUCUUCUUUGGCCAUUGGCCGUUGCAGGGGCAGUAUUGGGCUCCAUGGUGUCAAGCAUCCCUUUAGGCCUUUACGCAGCCGUGAUAGUGUACCAGGAAAGCUCCUUCUGGUUUGGACUUUGCUACAUUGUUGCUUCACUGUCUAUUUAUGACGAGUACAGUAAUGAUAUUCUUGACAUGCCUGAAGGCUCCUGCAUUCCCAGGCCAAUGUAUAGAAAGAAAACCAUAUCUCGAACUUCCUCUGGGACCAAUUCUUUCUCGCGGCCCAGCUCAUUCAAGAAUCAGCUCUUCCAUACAAAUUCAAUGAAUUCACCCAUGCUCGAGUUGAAGCCCCUGGAGUUUGCUGAUGCCUUGUUCAAAGAGUGUCAGCGCUAUGGGGAGACUAUGGCUGCAGAAGGGAUAAUAACAAUAAAAGAUAUCGAAAAUGCUAAGAAUGGUAGAGAUAGUGGAUCAGUAAUAGGCAUUGGUUUGCCGGCUUACUGCCUUCUUCAGGCGCUUUUACGCUCAGCGAAAGCCAACUCUGCCGGUAUAUUGCUAGGUGAGAAUGGUCCCGAAAUAACUGCGUCGAAUAGGCCAAAAGAUAAGUUCUUCGACUGGUUCCUCAAUCCACUUUUGGUCAUUAAAGAGCAGAUCCGAGCCGACAACCUUACUGAGGCAGAGGAGGAAUAUCUUGGCAAGUUAGUUUUAUUGAGCGCCGACCCCGCGAGGUUGAAGGAUUCGAAUAUUGGGCCGGCGCCAGAAUCUGAGCUGAAACGAGCUGAGUUUGAUGCGUAUGCUCGAAGGCUUCAUGGGAUCACCAAAUCAAUAUCGAGAUACCCGACAUUCAGGCGCCGCUCUGAUAGCAUCAAUAAGAACAUUCUAGAAGAGCUUUCCCGGAAGAACGGCGGGUCUUCUGUGAUGAGAUCAAAAAGUAUGCUGGACCGGUUAUUCAGCCAGCAAUCGUUUAAGGGCAGGCGAGACGAUCGAGACAACGUAGAAAGAGACGUUGAAAUCAGGUAGAUAAGCUUUCAUUUGUUGUUGUACCGGAAAGAAACGGUAAUCAUACUAAUAAUGGAAAGAAGUUCUAGGUAAUCCUUUUCUUUUUUGUUUUUUAAAUGCAUGUUUUAAUUUGUUAUUUUCUUGUAAGCUGUAGUAGUUAUAGAACAAAAAAAUUAUCAUUUCAGUUUUGAAAUGAACAUAUCUUGUUGG
Molecule: messenger RNA, 2313 nt
Organism: Andrographis paniculata
Lineage: Eukaryota; Viridiplantae; Streptophyta; Magnoliopsida; Lamiales; Acanthaceae
Exons: 10
Coding region: 409-2124 (571 amino acids)
Source: RefSeq, a predicted model, not a curated record